CUGAGUACCUGAGGUCACAUACUGACGCUGUGGAAGAAGGAGGCAGUCCUCCUGUCUACACAUCUCUCUCUCACCUCCUCGCUGCUCUGUCCUUUACCCACCCGACUUUAUCAAAUCAAGAUGAAAACGUUAUUUUUGUUGCUUCUCUUCUGUCACGUUUCAUCAGCAGUGAAACACUCAGUGACGAUUUUUCUAACUGGAUCCAGUGGAGUCCCAAACUUAUCAGAGUUUGUGUCAGCUCUAGAGUUUGAUGGAAGUCCGGCCAUUUACUGCGACAGCAACAAAAAGAUUUUAGAACCAAAACAGGACUGGAUGAAAAAAGUAUUACGAUAUGAUCAUCAGUCCUUUGAGUGGGCCACUCAGGAGUGUUUUCAAAAAGGGCCAAACAUAUACAAAGUCAGGAUUCAGAAUUUGAAGCAGCGCCUCAACCAAAGUGGAGGUGUCCACAUUUUACAGGAGAUGUUAGGAUGUGAGUGGGAUGAUGAGACUGGAGAGGUUAAUGGUUUUAAUCAGUUUGGUUAUAAUGGAGAAGACUUCAUAUCUCUUGACCUGAAGACAUUGACAUGGAUCGCUCUGAAACCUCAGGCUGUCACCACCAAACUGAGAUGGGAUGCUGAGAAAGCUAGAAUAGAAGAUGUUAAGAAAACAAUCACUGAGAUUUUCCCUGGCUUCCUGAAGAAGUAUGUGGACUAUGACAUCAGCUCUCUGCUGAGAAAAGACCGUCCCUCAGUGUCUCUCCUCCAGAAGACUUCCUCCUCUCCAGUCAGCUGCCACGCUACAGGUUUCUACCCUGACAGUGCCACACUCAUCUGGAGGAAAGAUGGAGAGGAGAUUCAUGAGGACGUGGACCACGGAGAGAUCCUCCUCAACCACGAUGGAUCCUUCCAGAUGAGUGUUGACCUGAACCUUUCAUCAGUCACACCUGAAGACUGGAGGAGGUACGACUGUGUGUUUCAGCUCUCUGGUGUGAAGAACGACAUCGUCACCAAACUGGACAAAGCAAAGAUCAGGACCAACUGGGGCAAAACUGGGUACGAAAUUGACAAAGAGGAGCCCAGUAACAUCACCAUCCUGAUUACUGCUACAGUGGUUGUUCUUGCUGUCGUCCUCAUUGCUGCGAUUGGAUUUAUCGUUUACAAAAAGAAGAAAGCCAAUCGCCCUCCACGUCCUCCUGAAAACAGCUCUGAGCUCUCUGAGAAACUGAAUCCAGAAACAUCACGAGCAAACACACCACCCUGCACACAGUGACGUCAUGUGGGACAACAAAACAGUGAACCUAACACCUCCAGUUAAAGCAGUUUAAUAUUGUUUUGUCGUUCACUGUAAAACCUCUGAAUCACUUUAUAGCUGCAAAGAAAAUAUCUGACAAAGAGCUGGUUUCCUAUGACCAACGGUAGAUAAAGAUAAGUGAGAUUAUAAAGAGGAAAACAAGCUAAAUAGGGCAUUGAUGCUCACAUCAGAAAAUAAAAGGAAGAAAUAUUCCUUUAAAAUCAGCCCUCUGUUAAAAUGUUGUAAGAUUGUGAAUAUUUUAGAUCUCAUUGAAAUCAGAAACCUCAGGUACUGAUACAAUGUUAUAACCUUCGUUGAAUUGAACUUUCCAAAUAUUUCUGAUGAAGUUAAUUCUGUUUUAUGUGAUUAUUCUCUCCGUCUCUUCAGGUUUGUGGUUCAUACACUCACUUUGUACGUAGUGUGAAACAUGUUGACUGUGGCUGUUUUCUUGGAACUUUAUUAUCAGUUAUGCACAGCGAGUUUUCUUUAGUCCAAGGUUGAUGUGAGCACACACGUCCUGAUGCCAGUUUAUAGGACUGACAGCUGAGAAGAGUGAUAUCACUGUACAGUUUGUGGUGUAGGAUGACUUCAGCUCAGCAUUCAACAACACAUUCUCCCUCGGUCAACUCAGCACUCUGGACACUGCAGCGGGUGAUUAAAACCACCCAGAAGAUCAUUGGUACUCAGCUGCCCAGCAUCAGUGAUACUGCUGAGGUGAGAUGCCUGCACAGAGUCCAAAGGAUACUAAAAGACAGCACCCACCCCAGACACACCCUGCUGCCAUCUGGGAAGAGGUACAGAAGCUUCUGCUGCCGGACCACCAGACUGCAGAGCAGCUUCUUCCCUCAGGCAGUGAGGCUGUUGAAUUCUUCCACAACAAUUCUUCAUGAAGAUUAGUCCUUUUUAUUUAUGAAACAUUUUAUCACUCACUAACUUUUGUUGUCAUUGCUGUUGUUGUUGUUGUUGUUGUUGUUGUUGUUGUUGUUGUUGUUGUUGUUGUUGGAAGUAGCACAAAGGGGACGAUGGUUGAAGGGGAAACUAGCUUGUUGAGGGAGGUGGUGUCUUUGAGAGUGAUAAAAAGAGAGGCUGUAUUUUCACCAGUUUGUCACAAAUAGAUUGUUUUAAGAUCAUUAGUAAUGGAUGCUCUUGCUCCAAUACAUAUCACUCGUUCUUAGUGAAGUCAGAACUAAUGAGAGGUGGAUGAAGCUGUCUGGAGCUUUGGGGCUUCAAAUGCAGCAGCACAGUGACAUCUGGUGGCAACAGCAGCCCUUCACGACUGGAGCCAAAGCACCACAACACCUCUCUGAUUUUAAUGCUUUUAGUCUCAUAGGUGUGCAAUAAAAGUCCAAGAAGCCUGUGUGUUAUCAUUACAUUUGUAAUACUGUUGUUCAAGUGCUGCAUUAAAAAAUUAAUAAUUUGUGUGAUAUGUUACAGUAAAAUAAUUCAUAAAUACUUUGUCCAAAAAGCCUAGAUAAUAAAUAUUGUUACUGACAUCAAA
Dicentrarchus labrax (European seabass) is the source of this 2767-nucleotide messenger RNA. RefSeq names its product major histocompatibility complex class I-related gene protein. The record is from RefSeq and is a predicted model, not a curated record. NCBI's taxonomy places the organism in Eukaryota, Metazoa, Chordata, Actinopteri, Moronidae. The transcript is spliced from 7 exons. The coding region runs from base 121 to 1248 and encodes 375 amino acids. Gene Ontology annotation, biological process: immune response. Gene Ontology annotation, cellular component: external side of plasma membrane.